Nicotiana attenuata is the source of this 2589-nucleotide messenger RNA. RefSeq lists its product as uncharacterized. The transcript has 4 exons. The record is from RefSeq and is a predicted model, not a curated record. Lineage: Eukaryota; Viridiplantae; Streptophyta; Magnoliopsida; Solanales; Solanaceae. The coding region runs from base 1 to 2589 and encodes 862 amino acids.
AUGACAAAUGAUAAUCCUACUAUCACGCCUUCCUCCUCAUCUACUGUGUCUCGCACUGUGUUUCAUGAGGAUGAUUUUACACAUCCCUGUCAUCCCCUAUAUGUGCAUCCAUCAGACGUCCUAGGAGCUUAUUUGGUUUCUAGUCCAUUUGAUGGCACCUGCUACGACAGCUGGAGGAGAAAUAUUUUGGUUGCUCUUUCUAUUCGAAAUAAACUCGAUUUUAUUAGCGAUUCUUCUACAAAGCCGCCUGUUGGAUCUCCUCUGGCUCGCCAAUGGCAACGAUAUAUCAGUGUAGAAUAUUCUGAAUCUGCCAAGGAAAUUUGGUGUGAAUUGGAAGAGAGAUAUGGUAAAGCUGAUGGGGCUAGAGUCUUUGAGCUAAAGAAAGAAUUAGCUCACAUUUCCCAAGGAUCUUUAGACAUAGCCUUGUAUUUUAACAAAAUUAAACAACUCUGGGAUGAGAUUGCGUCCUACACGACCAGAGUUUGUACUUGUGGAGGAAAAGCUGCUGAGGAUGAAGAGCAAAAGGUUUAUCAGUUCCUUAUGGGUCUGAAUGAUACCUAUGUGCAGACUCGCAGCAACAUUUUAAUGAUGAAACCACUUCCGUCUGUUGGAAAUGUGUACAGCAUUAUCUUGUCUGAUGAAAAACAGAGACAAGUGUCUUCUGCCUCUCAGUUUUCAUCUCAAUCUGCUUCCUUUCAUGCUGGGACUUCUAAGCCCUCAUUCCCCUCUAAGGUUUCUUUUGAUGGGACCAGGAAUUCUCUUAUUUGCAAGUACUGCAAAAUACCUGGUCACUCAAUAGAUAAAUGCUAUAAGCUGCAUGGAUAUCCUUCUCAUUUUAAGUUCAAUAAAGGACCUCCUCCUCGCAGAUCUGCUGCACAUGUUGAGCUUGACUCUCCUGGUGCUAAUUCUCUGCCUGGUAGUUCUGCUGGUCCAACUGAACAUGAAGACUCUUCUGUUAUACCUGGCCUCACCAAGGAUCAAUACUCCCAGCUGAUGACCUUAUUGCAACAAUCCCAAAUUUCUGCUUCCUCACACUCUCCGCCUCUUUUGGCUUCUGCUAACUUUGCUGGUAAGCUCAUGCCUUAUGAGGGUGUUUCUUAUAGAGCUUGUAUGUUAUCUAGUGUGAAUGGCAUUGUUUGGAUAAUAGACUCCGGAGCUACUGAUCAUAUGACUUCUAUUAAAAGCCUACUUUUUGACAUAAUCACUCUUCCCAUUCCCUAUCUUGUGCCUCUCCCAAACGGGUACAAAGUUAAAGUAACCAAUGUUGGGUCUUUAGCUUUGUUCCCUGAUUUAAUCCUUCAUAAUGUCCUUUACAUUCCCAGUUUCAAACAUAAUCUCAUAUCUGUUCAUAAACUUUUAAAUCACUGUAAUGAUGUUGUUCAGUUUACCAAGUCUGCUUGCACAUUCCAGGGCCCUUCAGUGAAGAAGCCAGUGGUGCUUGGUAGGCUGGACACUGGACUUUACAAGCUAUUUCAGCAUGUGACCUCACCCAUUGAGUCUGCUCAUGUGAACACUUGUUCUUCAGUUGUUUCUUCUUUACAUGUUUCCUCUUUACCUGUACUUUCUACUACUGAUGCUGAUGUGAAUCACAAUUCAUCUGUAAAUACCAUAGUGACUUCAAAUAAAGUGAAUAACUCUGAUGUUGUUUGGCAUUAUAGACUUGGGCAUAUACCAUUUUCCAAGAUGAAAUUUAUUUCUGGUGUUAAUUGUGACUUGUCCUCCAAACAGUCCUUCACUUGCCCUAUUUGUCCAUUAGCAAGACAAACUAGACUUCCCUUUCCUGACAGUUCCAUUCAAUCUUCUCAUUCCUUUCAACUUAUUCACAUAGAUACUUGGGGUCCUUAUUCUACUCCUACUCACUCUGGUGCUAGCCCUAUACCUACUCCUACUUCUGAUCCUUCUUCCCCUUAUAUACCUUCUGUUUCAACACCUUCUCCAUCCACCUCUAUCCCUAUCCUUUCUUCUUCUGUUCUACCUCCAACUUUUCCUUCUGAUAUUUCAGCUUCUACUCUACCCUCUCCUGUUCCUGUUUCUUCUGUUCCAUCUUCUACUCCUCCUCCUCUUAGGAGCUCUGAGUCUUUAUCAUUCAAUGCAACCACUUCACAGCUCCACAUCCCUGAGCCUUACACUUACUCACAGGCUGCUGCUGUCCAUGAGUGGCAGGAGGCCAUGAGGCAGGAGUUUAAGGAUUUGGAGGCAAAUAGAACUUGGGAUAUUGUUGAGUUACCCCCUGGUAAAAAGCCUAUAGGUUGUAAAUGGGUAUAUAAAGUGAAAUAUAAGGCUGAUGGGACUCUAGAGAGGUAUAAGGCCAGGUUAGUAGUUAGAGGUGAUACUCAGGUUGAAGGGGUGGAUUUUCAUGAAACCUUUUCCCCUGUUGUCAAAAUGUCUACUGUGAAAACAUUGAUUGCUGUUGCUGUAGAACAGCACUGGCCCUUGUUCCAACUUGAUGUCAAUAAUGCAUUCUUGCAUGGGGAUCUUGAUGAAGAGGUUUUCAUGAAAAUACCUACUGGUUUGUCUGUUUCUCCCUCUUCAUCUACUUCUCCUCCUUUGGCUUGUAAACUACUUAAAUCCCUCUAUGGUUUGAGAUAG